CUAGGUGUUCAACAAGUUACUAAGCCUGGCCAGUACAGCGUCCUCGCAGAAGUACCAGUCACACAUGUGGAGUCAGAUGCUGGUAUCCACCCACAGCUUCCUCAAGUCCAUCUCCAACGUGUCGGGGAAGGACAUAGGACCCCUCAUCAAGCAGUGGGUAGACCAGAGUGCGGUGGUGAAGUUCUUUGGCAGUUUUGCCUUCAACAGGAAACGGAACGUUCUAGAACUGGAGAUUCGACAGGACUACACCUCCUCUGGAACACAGAAAUAUGUGGGACCCAUCAAGGUGACAGUCCAGGAGCUGGAUGGGUCCUUCAACCACACGCUACAGAUCGAAGAGAACAGCCUGAAGCACGACAUCCCCUGUCACUCCAAGAGCAGACGGUGAACUCAAGCAUCUUGUUUCUGUUAUUA
Messenger RNA from Oncorhynchus gorbuscha (pink salmon), 414 nucleotides. Its product is annotated as transcription initiation factor TFIID subunit 2-like. The record is from RefSeq and is a predicted model, not a curated record. Gene Ontology annotation, biological process: transcription initiation at RNA polymerase II promoter. NCBI's taxonomy places the organism in Eukaryota, Metazoa, Chordata, Actinopteri, Salmoniformes, Salmonidae. Gene Ontology annotation, molecular function: chromatin binding; RNA polymerase II general transcription initiation factor activity; transcription cis-regulatory region binding. Gene Ontology annotation, cellular component: transcription factor TFIID complex. The transcript has 3 exons. The coding region runs from base 65 to 388 and encodes 107 amino acids.